Messenger RNA from Anopheles coustani, 1300 nucleotides. RefSeq lists its product as uncharacterized. Lineage: Eukaryota; Metazoa; Arthropoda; Insecta; Diptera; Culicidae. The record is from RefSeq and is a predicted model, not a curated record. The coding region runs from base 1 to 945 and encodes 314 amino acids. The transcript is spliced from 4 exons.
AUGGCUUCGAAACGAUCGCGUGUGAUGUCACUGCAGUCCUACCUCCUGCCGCUGGCGGUGUUUCUCCUCCUGACCGGAAGUGCGGUUCGGGUGCACGGAAACACUUCAUCGGAAAACCGAGGGCUCGGUACGGCGCAACAUUGCACCGAUUUUAACCCUCAGAACGCGCUAGACAUUGAGCAGAUCAUGGGCAUCUGGUAUGGCAGCGAAGUAAUCACCCACGAUGGCCGCGAUGAAGGAGAAACGGUUUACGAUUCUUGCAUAGUGAUGCAUCUGGCGGAUGUGACAAAUUCGACUCCUUCAGCGUUUGAUCAGUCCAUGUACUCCGGUCGCGGCGUGGGAUCUCCCGGGUCGUCCAACUACGAACCCCGGUUCGCGACCUCGUACGGGUACGGAUCGGGUGUGGACGGCCGCGGUGGCUACCCUUACGACCAGCAGGGGGGGGGACAGGGUCAGCUGUCCAACACCUACCGGAACCGGCAGUACGCGAUGGCCGGCCAGCACCAGCAGGAACCGCACAGCUUGCGCUAUCUGCGCCUCAUCUGGGACGAGACGAAACACACGCUGGAGUAUACGCUGCGGUACAACAGCUCGCGGCCCGGCUUCUGGAUCUCGUCGUCUCCGCAGUCCGGCUCGAUGGCUCAGCUGCAGUACGUUCAGUUUACCGGCACGGUCCAGGUGCUGAAAGCCGUCAACAACCAGCUCGUGCUCAACUUCUGCCAGAGUCUUCCGGGUGGUCAGCUGUUUACGGUCGUACUCUCACGCGUUCCCAUGGGUUUGGCACCGGAGGAAGUGCACAGUAUUCGCAAUCUGCUGAGGCGGCGCGGUCUAACGACGACUUCCGUGCGAAAGGUCUGCCAGAGUGGAGCCAUCCGAAGUGAUCUUUCGUUCGGUGCGAUGCUGGUGUUGGUCGUCCUGUCUGCCGUAGCCAAAACUCUGCGCUAAACUGUAUCCAUUUCGGGAGAAAAGUUACCGUUUGAAUCGUUUUCUUUUUAUGAUCACCCGUGCCAUUUUUGAUCGAUCGUUCAUACAAUGUAUUUUCGCCAUGUUUUCGUGUUUUCCUUUGUUGCAGAUUUGCAGCUUUGCACGAAUUUAUAGUUUACUUACUUACGACUCUCAAUUGUUAUUUAAGAAUGCUAUUCAUUUAUUGUACAUGUACAUGUUUCAGUUUUCCCUUCAUUGAAUCAGUGCUCAUCGUUGUCGAUGAUUGUGUGCUAAGUGUGUUCCUCUGUUUAAGAUCAAUUGGAGUGUGGCACCAUUGCCUUUUGAGACGUCUGAACGACAAGAAAAUUAAACUGUA